This is a messenger RNA of Xyrauchen texanus (razorback sucker), 3039 nucleotides long. Its product is annotated as glucose-induced degradation protein 4 homolog. The transcript has 6 exons. Gene Ontology annotation, cellular component: GID complex; extrinsic component of membrane. The record is from RefSeq and is a predicted model, not a curated record. Gene Ontology annotation, biological process: protein targeting to vacuole; proteasome-mediated ubiquitin-dependent protein catabolic process; protein catabolic process in the vacuole. NCBI's taxonomy places the organism in Eukaryota, Metazoa, Chordata, Actinopteri, Cypriniformes, Catostomidae. The coding region runs from base 156 to 809 and encodes 217 amino acids.
CAUUCUACGCCGAGGGACGUAACCGCGCGUCCUGCGGGAGAAACUGAAACUCACGCACCGCGCUGUCACUGUCGUGUUUUAUGCUCUUCCAGUGAGCUUGAUACGCGACGUGAGGCUGUUUGUGCUCGGGGAUUGCCCCGCAGAAGCGAUCAAACAUGCCGGUCCGUAUCGACAGCUGUCAGGGCUCGUCGCUGGCCUAUUUGGCCUCGGCCUCUCUCGUUCCUCCCCCGCCGAUUAAUACCCAUCAGCCCGGCGUCAACACCUCUCUGCUUUACAGCGGCUCGCAGUUUCGCGGCCACCAGAAGAGCAAAGGAAACUCGUAUGAUGUCGAGGUGGUUCUGCAGCACGUGACUAUGGAGGACUCAUACCUGUGUGGAUACCUGAAGAUCAAAGGUCUCACAGAGGAAUAUCCCACUCUGACUACAUUUUUUGCCGGGGAGAUCAUAAGCAAGAAACGUCCCUUCUUAACCAGGAAGUGGGAUGCGGAUGAGGAUGUCGACCGUAAACACUGGGGGAAAUUUCAGGCAUUUUAUCAGUAUGCCAAAAGCUUUAACUCAGACGACUUUGACUAUGAAGAACUAAAGAACAGUGACUAUGUUUUCAUGCGGUGGAAGGAGCAGUUUUUAGUUCCUGAUCAUACAAUCAAAGACAUCAGCGGUGCUUCUUUCGCUGGCUUCUACUACAUCUGCUUUCAGAAGUCUACAGCCACCAUUGAGGGCUACUACUACCACAGGAGCUCUGAAUGGUACCAGUCUUUGAACCUUACCCAUGUCCCUGAACACAGCGCGCCCAUCUACGAGUUCCGGUGACACUUAAGUCCUACCGUAGAGGGUGAAACUACAGAGGAGAGACAUGAGAGAAAGAGAGGAACUGUGAUUAUUACGCCAAGGACUCGGCUGUCCUCUUCCCUCAGUGAAAGAAUAAAACGGAGGUAGAGAUAAAUGGACAACUGCAAGAAUUAUGGAUGGCGAAUUCUUUCAGGAGACUGUCUACAGAAGCGAGUCAGCGAGUGGAAAUCUGAGACUUGUAUCAGUAUUAGCGUUUGAUUUUACUUUUAUGUUUUUCGAGUUUUUAAAGCUUCUGUCGCACGAUCAUCUUAGAAAACCAUUUUUAUUCUUCACCUUUUGGGAUUAAAAUCACAUUUAAUUUUUCUUUGACCUGGAUGCAAGAGCUAAUUCUUUUUUUGAUUUGAUUUUACUUAAAAGAAAAGAAAAAAAAGCUAUUUUUUAAUCAUUCUGUAUGAAAAGGCUAUGAUGAAAUGAAAAUGUAAAGACUGAACAGGACGGUGUAUAAAGACACGAGGGACGUCUUUGUAAGAUGUCUCCAAGAUUCAGCACGCAUUUGAGGACGAUAUCCUAGAAAUGAUGGAAAUGGAGUGUUGCUAUUGUCUGUGGCUAGUUUGGCCCUCAGACGUUGUUUUUGCAUAAACAAAGGUGAAUCAUCUAAAGUCACAUAGAUAGCAGCUGGGUCCUUUAUUCUAUGUGUGCUAUAUUUUUAUUAUGAAAUGAAUGGAGUUGGGUGUUUUGGAAAGAGGUAUAUAUAAAUAUAUUAUCCCAUGGUUGUAAAGCUGCUUCAGAUGAAACUUCUCUUUCCAAUUUUGAAAAAGUUAUCUGUCUGUAGUUUUACGCUCCUUGUUUUGCUAUGCAACCUGAAAAAUCUCAGCUUGUAAGAAUCUCAAGUAUGAGCUUCGGUUUGAGAAUAUUCACACCUCUCACUCGCUCACUUUAAUAUUCACUACUCAGAGACUAUUGAUUGUCACUCGGCAUGUCAGAAAGCAAGGCAGCAGAAGCGCGCAUUGCUUUCAGUUUUGGCGAUGAUGUCAUAGUGGAUAGGACGGGUGUUUUUUUUUGUGGGCUCAGGAAGAUGUAACAUUUUUAAAAGCAAACAGGCCAGAUGUGGACAACAACGCUGUCAUGUUACGGCCCAUCAGCCACGAUCUCGAACAGUCAUUUGUGACUGGUGAUUCAUGUUAAUACGGCAGCUGGUCAAGAGCUGCAAUCCUCGCCUCUUAAAGUCUAACAAUGCACAAAAUAAAACAUCUGUGGCUUUGAGGAACCACCCGUGAGAUAUUGAAAGAUCAUUAUUUUGUUUGAUGACUACAAGCUACAUGAUACAAAAAACCCAGGACCCAGAAGUCCAUUUAAGCUUUAGUCAAACCCUUUGCCUUAAAAGCCAGAGAUUUGUCUGUUAUACCACUUUUAUAAGCAUUCAAGUCUUUUAAGCUCUGUACAGACAGGAAGACUUUGAAUGGAAACGAAUGGGAAUGUUCAGGUUAUGAAAGUGUUUAAGGCGUUUGAAAAUGAAAGAAUGCUGUACCUCAUCCGCCAAAACCUCCUUUUGAAAAGUAGACUAGUGAAUAUUUAAUAACAGGAUAAUUCAGCAACAUCUCUGCAUUGUUGUUUUUUGGCUAAAUCCUGUUGAGAUGUCGUAAUGACAUUGUGGAUUCAAGGUGAGGGUGAAAAAAAGAAUUCCUUUUCUAUUUUGGUCAUCACGGGCCCAAAUCUGACACGUAGUGCAGAAAGAACCACAAGAUGCAUUAGAUGGGACCUUUUGUGAGACCUAAUUCCCAUGCAAAAUGCAUAAAGCAUCCUAACAAUUGGCGUUAUGCAAAUUUAGUAAAUUGUACUUAAUUUUUUCCUGUUUGAUUUCUCUUGUUUUCUUAAGCAAAAGUAAAGAUGCGAGAAUAUUUGUGCUGGAUUGCACCUAAUAAUUUGCUUCCCUCAAGGUCAAAAUUGAUGCUCAUUUUAAAAGACUUGUUGCUUACUACACAAACACUGUUACAGUACAACAAGAGGGGGUGUACAUAAUAAAGCUAUGUUUGUGGUGUACAUGAAUGAUUCAGUUCUCUAAAAUUAUGAGAGGUCUAUUUAUUGGCACAAAAGCAUAAUAAAGACUACUGAAGGAUUCUGAAUGACCUGAGUGGAGUUUCACGGGGGAUUCUGCUGUUCUGGGCACAUGACUUGUGCACUUUUGCAUGGAUUGAAUUUAUUCAAAUUGACUUGACUGAAGUGAAAUGGAAGAAUGAUUCAUUUGCAUUAC